CCGUGCCCAGCUCGGCAGCCACACCUCGCCCACAGGCUUCCCCGCCCGCGCCCAGUUUGGCGAGCCCGCGCUAGACAGGAGGCUGGCUUGCAGAGAAGUCGGGGGAGAGAGAGAAAGAGAGAGAGAGAAACUCGACGUUUCCCCCCUUCGAAAGAGGGGCAUCCCGCCGUUGCCAUGGAGUCGUCCAACGCCUCCAAGGGGUGCAUGGACCAGUUUUCCAGCUUCAUCCGCUCCCUAAGGGGAAUUCUCCUUGCCGUGGAAAUAAUUGCAUGUAUCGUCGUCCUUAUCUGCUAUGGGGCAUCCAGGGUACCUGGCUACUCAGGUUUGGCAGUCUUCAUGAUGAUUUACUGCAUCGUCCUGUUUAUCAUCUUCAUGUGUUCAUUACACCUCCAGAUAACUUUCAUCCACUGGGGAUGGACGAAUUUUAUCCGGGCUGUUAUCGGAGCCGUGGCCUUCAUCGUCACAGCCAUCAUUGUCCUUGUUGGCCGCACAGAUGGAGCAGCCAUAGCUGCUGGGGUGCUUGAAAUUCUGACCGGAAUCCUCUUUGGCUAUGAUGCAUACACCAUCUUGCCUAGUCUCAGGAAAGCCCAUACAGCAGCUCCCUCCGAGCCUAGAGAAGGGAUUUGAAGACACUGUCCCUCUUUCACCUCAAGACAAACCACCGCACUGGACGCAUUCCCUAUUGCCUUCUACAGGAUCUGUCCCCAAGAGACCACCUCCCUCUAUCAAUUUGGCAACAUCAUAGCCUCUUUUCCUUGGGUGCCCAGUAGGACUGAUGAUCCUCUGAGUUAGCAGGUCCUUUCCCCUUAUCUCCACUUGUGGUCCUCCUCUUUCUGAAACUAUUCCAGCUGUGGAAAAGAAGGGCAGUUCUGGAAUUCUUCAGAGAAAUAGCAGAGCCCCAGUUAAGUUGGAUUUCACAGGUGUGUGACUAUGGAUUACCUUGCAUCAGAUUCGGGAAUAAUUCCAUUUACUCUCUGGUUGAGAUGGAAAGAAAAUAGGGCCUUUACAUUUUAUUCCUAUUUGCAGAAAACAACACUGGAGUAGAAGGGGGCCCAUUGGGUCUUCUCUUCUGGGGGUCUGUUUGCCUUGUUUUAAAGAGGAAAGUAGACCAGAAUCUGAGUGCUUGCAUCCAGAUUUUCUAGAUAAUAGGUCACUGUUUUGAAAUCUAGUAAAUAGGACUUUAAAGAAAGUUUGUAACUUUUGAAGAGUCCGAGUUCCACCCCAUGAAAGGAUGUUUGAAAUUUCAUUAAGCUAUCUUAAAUGCCCAUUUAUGAUAAAGGCAAUUUAAUAUUUUUUUAAAAUAAAGCAAAAGGCUUCCUAUGUUGGUAACUUUUCCUAUGCCAUUUAUUUCUUCCCCUAACUUUAUCCCUCUUAGGGAACUUCAUGUUUUAAAAAAGGCAUUAGGUUAUGGAGCAGGGUUGUGUGUGUGCAGUCAUUGUGAGCAAGCAGGAAAGGUGUGAGUUUGAGUGGUCAACAGCUAUUGAAACCUUCCGAGUAAGGAAAAGUUUUCUCAAUUAGAUUUCCAGGCUCAGAGGUAAGAUUCUAGUGCCAUGCAGAGUUCGUUACCCUGCCCUAUUUUGCAGGUUAUUUUUUUUUAAUAAAAAUAGUAAAUAUAUCAAACUUUUAUAUAAAAUAUGCAAAUUCAUAUACUUGAUAAAGGACAUUUUCCCCCCGCCCCCAAAAGAAGAGAACUUGGGUUACCUUGGUGCUGAUUUCUGGGUAUUUUUUAAUUAUUAUUUUGGUGUAGUGCAGAAUGCACACAGCCUUGGCUUGGGGCUCAGUGAUAUAUUAGGAGACACGCAACGGGCCUGAUUUUCUUCUCGGGAAUGAGGGGGCUAUCCCAUUGCCUUAAGCUUAGAACGCUUUUCUCAUCUGCACGGUGGGGGAGGCAGAAGAGAAAGGAGAAUGUCUACUGCCAUCUCUCAUCCAAUUCUCUCCUUCUGUUGGCCCUCAGGCAGCUUGACUCUAUUUUGUGCUUGCUGGAGAAAUAAAAUAGUUUUAAAUGCAAAUAAACUAUAUCUGAAUUGGUA
This is a messenger RNA of Python bivittatus (Burmese python), 2030 nucleotides long. It is a transcript of the gene PLP2, whose product is annotated as proteolipid protein 2. Gene Ontology annotation, cellular component: membrane. NCBI's taxonomy places the organism in Eukaryota, Metazoa, Chordata, Lepidosauria, Squamata, Pythonidae. The record is from RefSeq and is a predicted model, not a curated record.